CCGCUGAGCCGCCGAGCCGCGGAACCCGCCUGCUGCCCCCGGAGUAGGCGGCAGGAUGCGGAACCAGAGCGGCUGGCCCAACUCCAGCGCGCCUGCCCCGGGCUACGAGAACGACACCUGGCCCGAGUACCCCAUGCACCUGUUCCCAGCCCCGGUGCUGACGGGCAUCACGGUCACCUGCGUCCUCCUCUUUGUCGUUGGGAUUCUAGGCAACCUCAUGACCAUGCUGGUGGUGUCCCGGUUCCGAGACAUGCGGACUACGACCAACCUCUACCUGUCCAGCAUGGCUUUCUCCGACCUGCUGAUCUUUCUCUGCAUGCCCCUGGAUCUCUUUCGGCUCUGGCAGUACCGACCCUGGAACUUCGGAGACCUCCUCUGCAAGCUCUUCCAGUUCGUCAGCGAAAGUUGCACUUACUCCACCAUCCUCAACAUCACAGCCCUGAGCGUGGAGAGGUACUUCGCCGUCUGUUUCCCCCUCAAAGCAAAAGCAGUGAUCACCAAAGGGAAAGUCAAGCUGGUCAUCCUGGUCCUCUGGGCUGUGUCCUUUGCAAGCGCGGGACCUAUUUUUGUCUUGGUUGGGGUUGAGCAUGAGAACGGAACGAACCCCUUGGACACCAACGAGUGCAGAGCUACGGAGUAUGCGAUCAAAUCAGGGCUGCUCACCAUCAUGGUCUGGACCUCCAGCGUCUUCUUUUUCCUGCCUGUGUUUUGCCUGACUGUGCUUUACAGCCUUAUUGGGAGGAAAAUCUGGAGGAGGAAGAGAAAGAACAUAGGACCAAAUACCUCUAUCAGGGACAAGAACAACAAACAAACUGUGAAAAUGUUAGCUGUGGUGGUGUUUGCUUUCAUACUCUGCUGGUUGCCUUUUCAUGUAGGACGAUAUUUGUUUUCCAAAUCCUUUGAAGCCGGAUCCUUGGAGAUAGCUGUGAUCAGCCAGUACUGCAACUUGGUGUCCUUCGUCCUCUUCUACCUUAGUGCUGCCAUCAACCCUAUCCUGUACAACAUUAUGUCUAAGAAGUAUCGAGUUGCUGCUUGCAGGUUGUUUGGACUCAAAGCACUCCCAAAGAACAGAUUCUCUGUUACAAAGCAGGAACAUUCUCGUGCUUGGUCAGAAUCUAGUGUGAUUACAUGACAACCUAUAUCAAGUGCUAAAGCAUCACUUACAAUAUUACACAGAAAGCCAUAACAAAAGAGAAAGAUAUUCAAAGCAAAAUGUGAAACAGUAUUUCUGUUCAUCACUGGGGCUUGAUGAAAGAUAUGAUGUAGACAGUUAAAGGUAAGAAAAAUGAGUUGAGCACUGAGCAGAUAACAGGUGAUCCAUGCUGACAGAACUCAGCAAUGCUCUAGUAUUAUUUUCCUGCAGCUUUUGGUGCCUAUGAUUUUAUAUGAAGACAUUGGCAAGGGAGCUGGGCUUUACCAUUAAAAAGCAGGACGCAACCCUGUCCACCUUACCUAUGUGACUUCAUUGGGAGCUAAGGUGAGCAGGAUUUGUUCCAUGAUAACCUUAACAUGUCAAUGGAAUCAGGAUAGCAAUCCGAUCAACUUCAUUGAGACUUUUGCCUAAGUAAAGAUGAGUCCCUAGAAGAAGUUUAAUUCAGCUGCCUUUUGCGAGUAAACAUUGAAUUUGUUGUGCUAUGCCAUAAUCAUGGUCAAAAGCAUUCAAGGGGAAAUGAUUUAUGAAAGAGAAAGAAAUAAAAGUGGAAAAGUUUCAAACAUGCUAAAAAUCAAUGACUUUCAGAUCAUGUCAGAACAGAAGGGAAAUAAAAACAAUACCUUAGGCAGAACUGCCUUACAAAGCUAUUAGAGCAGUACUGAAUUUUUUUUUUUAAAUGUAUCAGUAUGGCAAGGACAGUAUUGGCUUCAGAAUCACAACGAUGUAGUAAGGAAAACUACUGAAUGCAAUCCCCACCAAAGUGAUCUUUUAAAGAAGAAAUAUUCCUUAGCAUGAUAUUUUUUCCCACUAAAAACAUUAAAUCGCAAAUCUCAUCAAAAUGCGACUGAAAAGAUAGUUAUAUCAUUCACACAGUUUCUUUGGCUUGAUUGUAAAUAUCUUGAUGUCUUUGAACUUGCAAGCUUUAUUGUUUUAAUAUUGUAACAAAUCUGUGACUAGCUAGGAACUAAAAAGAAAAGGAGUACUUGUGGCACCUUAGAGACUAACAAAUUGAACUGUCCAUUUGUCAUUGUGCUGAACAUCAUGGCCAUUCAGAAUUUGGUUACAGGGAGGGUAAUUAACCAUUGCAAUGAACAAUUUACUAAGGGUCAUGGUGGACUCUCCAUCACUGACAAUAUUUAAAUCAAGAUUGGAUGUUUUUCUUAAAAAUAUGUUCUAGGAUUUAUUUUGGGGCAGUUCUAUAGCCUGCUAUAUACAGACCAGAUAAUCACAAUAGUCCCUUCUGUGAAUGUAUGAAACUCCUGUCCCAAAAGCACAGCUCCCUUUCAUCUAAAGAAUAUCAGUUUGCUGUUACCAGUAUAGUGCCUUUGACGCACCGCUGAGCAGUUCUGAUUCCAUUCAGCAGAGAGCAGUGACACACUUUAAAACACACACAGGGUUGCUGAUCUUCAAAACCCUUGAAUUCCAUUGAUUUUUGUAACUCAGGUCUCUUUUUCCAGUACUGUCCAUCUUUUAUGCUGCAUGCAUGUCCUGUACUGCCUCUACUGUUAUGUAGGCUUAUACAAUCUUAUAGCAUGCAUGUGGAAUAGUAGAUUUAUACUUAUUUUGUUUCUUGUAUUUGUUACUGGUUGGCCCAUAGCUUGCUCCACUUAAUAAAUUAUCUGUCUUGUCCAAAAUUCCUUUAAGGAUAAUGGGCCAUAUUCUACUCUUUUACACCUCCAGUUAAUGGAAUGGCUCGGGUGUAACUAAGAGCAGAAUUUGGCCUAUUCUGUAUCUGCUGUAUGUUUUGCAUAUAGAUUGUUUUGUUUGGGCUGUGCUAUCUGAAAAGCAUUAAAGUUAAGACUGCUUCUUUUGGGAUAUGACACCUGAGUCCAUUUUGUGGCCUGAUCCUGCACUUGCUGAAGUCAGUGAACAUCUGUAAUGUGAAGUAAUUGGGUGCAAAUGUAUAGGUGAAGAGACAAAAGCAGCUGGGUUUAUAACCAUCCAAGAUGCAAAGGGUUAACAAAUUAAAAACUCAAGGGUAAGGCAAGCCUCUGACUGUUUGACACCAGUUCAUGUUCUGCUAGUAUGAGACAGAAGCAGGUAACUGACAGACUAGACUAUAGAAUUGUCCCUGAGCUGGUCUCUAGCAGCAUCUCUGCUUUGUUGAUUUUUUUCAUUUUUCUGUUGAGACACAAACAGGGUUCUGGUUAGAUACAUCAUACAACUCAGGGAAAUGAGAAACUGGGGGAUCUUGAAAAGAUUGUAAAGAUAUUAUUAGCUUAGAAACUGUGUUACUCUGUAUACAAAUGGAACAUAACCAUAAACAUUUCUAAAUUUAACUGUGUUUGAUAGUAUUAUGCGUGGACAGAAAAUGUAAUAAAUUUAUGAGAAAAUUUCCAAUACUACUGUUUACACUAUCUGGGGAGGGAUGGGAAUUAGAAACAUUUCUAAUGUGUUGCUUUUAUUCCCAAGGUAAAAUAUAACUAUUGCUCAGAUUCAUUACUUAGCAUAAAUAACUUCUUGUAAGGAAAGUUUGAGCCUGAGUCUCAUUACACUAAAACCACUUUACAUUGC
Messenger RNA from Dermochelys coriacea (leatherback sea turtle), 3667 nucleotides. RefSeq names its product growth hormone secretagogue receptor (gene GHSR). Gene Ontology annotation, cellular component: plasma membrane. NCBI's taxonomy places the organism in Eukaryota, Metazoa, Chordata, Testudines, Dermochelyidae. Gene Ontology annotation, molecular function: growth hormone secretagogue receptor activity. Gene Ontology annotation, biological process: G protein-coupled receptor signaling pathway; hormone-mediated signaling pathway. Bases 56 to 1132 code for a protein of 358 amino acids. The transcript has 2 exons. The record is from RefSeq and is a predicted model, not a curated record.